UCGACUCGACAGUUGUUGUUAUUGUCUGGAUGCCGCUCUGAAACUGCUUAAAAUUCCAAAAUUUGUAUCGGUAUACGAUUAGUUCAAUAAGCAUUGAGUGACUGUGAAGUUAAGGGAACCUCGUAAAGUUUGGGAGUUAAAAUGAAAAGGAAAGUGCAGGCACAACGUAAAUUCGCUCAAGGCGCUUACAUACCGCCCAGUGCGAACUCCAACCCUCCGCCGGAGCGGCGAGGUGGCCACCUCGCCGACCCACAACCCCUGGAGCAGAAGAAUGUGUUCUACAACAAAAUGUCUGCUGAUAUGUUACUUGACAUAAUCUCCUUUCAAAAUCUACACCAACGACCAGAGCCAGUGGUGGUGUUGAAACGUUUAUCCAAAGGGCAUGAGAAGCCAGAACCACUACCCGUGACUAUAGACAAUGACAGCGGCCGCGAAGCGACGCGUCGUCCAGCACAACCCCGCAAAAAUACCAUGUUACUACGAUCACGCAACCGGCAUACCUUCAAAACCCGCAAAAUCGCUCAAAAAGCUAAGAAACGUGUCCGACGAAGAAUAUUGAAGAAGGUUGUCCCACCGCCCCCUAAAGCCUUGUUAAGGAAGCGCAAGUUGCCUACGCUAACUGAUGGAUAUGAUUUAGAGGAUGAUAAGCCCUUGAAGUUCUUUGCUAGCAGCUCUGGGAGUCUGCGAAGUGAUGCCACAAAGAGACGGCGCUUAAAAAUAGGUUCAGAAGCAAAAGUGCUAAAACAUAAAUCAUCUAAAGUAGUAGUGAAAGAAUUGCGUUCUGUUUCAGCGCUUAAAAAAAAUCCUAUUAGAGUAGCUGUAAAAAGGACGGUUCGGAUUCCAUCCGUUUCAAAACCUAAUUUGCGGUCGAGAGAUGUGAAACGUAGUCCCGAAAAAAGUAAACAUAAAGGGAAACGACAAAGAGUAGAAACUAAGGACACCCGACCAUCUCGCUCUGUAACUCCACCUUUACAGAAAAGCCCCAUAGCCGAGCCUAAAACUAAACGUUUAUCUGUCCCUGCUACGACCUUACAAUCUCCUUCAACUUCUAAUGCCAUAAAUGAAGACUUGCCUUCUCUCAGCACUGCUGUCAAUGGAACGUAUCCAAGCGAAGGCAUAUCCGUUGAAGGUUGGCUCGAUAGCGCCCAACCGUCAACUCCAGAGCGAAAAUCUCGCAGCUUCAAGAUGCCAUUACGACCGAAUCGCCGACGAGAUGAUGCGAAAGUGGUGAAAAAAAUUGCUAAACUAAAUCCCGCUAAAGUUAAGAAAUUAAAUGUUAAAGUAUCAAGAAAAUCGAGUGCGGACAGUCUUGUCCUGCCAGUCGAUAACGCCGAGAAAAUCAUCAAGAAAUCUGUGAAAGAGCCAGCUCCUUCACCAGAAACCUGUGAACCUUUGAAAAAGGAACACAUUUUAGAAAAUUCAACGACCAGACGCCACAGCGAACCCAAAUCAGAUGAGAAGCCUUCACAAAACGCGGCAAUAGAAGGAUGGUUACAGAACUCCCUCGGAAAUAGUAAUGAGUUCAAAUCUCCGAUACUUCCAGCUAAGAGAGCGGUUCCGGGGCCCAAACCUCCCGAAGACUCCCUCGAUCCUAGCCUCAGGAGUCGCAGCGUCGACUCCAUAUGUUCCUCGGAGCGCUUCCGAUCGGUGAAGGAUAUCGUUAACGCGGGAGAGCAUGAAUUAGAGUCGCGUUGCAAGCAGCGCAAUUGCCAAGCCUGCUGCCGAGUGAACAAACUGCGGCAACUGAAAAAUAUUGUGCAGAAAAGUACAAACAAACGGGCUGAUGUAUACGAAUUCAACGAUGAUACGGCAGUUUGCUCGAUGGGUAUUUACAGGGGGCUUAGAGUACCUCAACGCGAUACGCCAUCCUCGUCAACGUCUAGUCUGUCUUCUCUCGCCAAUGCUCCGGAAGACCAACCUGUAUAUUUAGACGUUUUCCCGAACGGAACUCACAUUAUCCAGAUAACCGAUCUGAACAAAAAGAACAGGAUAAUGCGAGCGAGCGUCGUACCCAAAUCGGAAGCGGAUAUCCGAAACGAAUUCUCCCUUAUCGAACACGAAAAUUUGUUAGACCAAUUACUAGAAAUCAAAUUGUUUAAUCUGCAAAAAAUCGUUCAUUCUGCGGACAAAAGUUCCAAUGAACGGAGUAAAGUCCUUGAUAAUAAUAAACCUAGCGAUGUCAUAGUGAUACCUGACGAAAGCGGGACAGAGUCUGACGACGCUGACGUGACUUUGGGCUCGAUUAGGACUAGACGCAGAGCAGAAUCGACGAAUGUGCCAAAAGAGUCACAAACAAACCCAACGAGUCAACAAUCCGAUCGUGUCAAUGCGUUGCCUAAGAAAAACGCUAAAGCUGUGACUAAAAAAGCUACCGAGUCCACGAGUGCUCCGAAAAAUACCUCACAAAAUGACACUCCGCCGGAUAACGUGGGGUUCCCGCGGGAACUGGACUCUGCUCGUCUGGUUGAUGCACCUGUCUUCUACCCCACUGAAGCGGAGUUUAAUGAUCCGAUAGCUUACUUCGAGAAGAUAUCCGCCACCGCUGCCAAAUUCGGCCUCUGCAAAGUGGUGGCUCCGAACAGUUUCCGUCCCUCAUGCUCCGUUUCGGACGAGAUUCGGUUCAAUGUGUCCAACCAAUACGUAGCAAGAUUGUACAGAAGAUGGGGUGCCGCAGCUCGGGAGACUUGCGCCAUUCGUGCUUAUCUUGCGGCACAUUCUGUCACCCUCACCCGAGCACCAUUGUACGAAGGUAUCGAGGUUAAUCUACCGAAGCUCUACCACAUAGUUCAACGUAACGGCGGAUUGAAGAACGUCAUAGAAAAAAAACGGUGGGGCCGCGUGGCCGAGGAGAUGCAUUAUACUAGGGCUCCGAACGCAGAGAAAAGACUGGAUCAAUUGUACGUGAAGUAUCUGCUGCCCUACGAUACAUUAUCCACACAGGAACGCCAAGAAAUGAUGGACGCAGUGGAGCGAUGUUGGGACAAGAAGAAUCGCAAAAUGCUCGAACGAGCCCUGAACCCGUUGCACAGGCAGAAGCGUCUUCUGGGCGAAUCCGAUUCCAGCGACGAUGCAGAAGAAGAGGACGACAUGGCCUGGGCUUUGGCUGAAGCAGAAGAUUGUGUUGUCUCCGGACGCAGCAUGACACUGGCUACCUUCAAAAAGGUAGCGAACAGUGCUAUGGAGACCCUAUUCCCCAAUAGUGAGCAGCCGUCCCCCUCGGAGGUGGAGCGGGAGUAUUGGCGCCUCGUGUUGCUGGGCACCGAGCACGUGUGCGUUAAUGCUGCUUCCAUAGACACUGGAGAAGAUGGCCACGGCUUCACCAAGAACAAGGCCGAUCCGUACGGGAGACACCCGUGGAAUCUGAAGAUGCUGAGCCAGAACCCCGGCAACGUGCUCCGCUCCAUGGGCCCAGUGCUGGGCGUGACGGUGCCCACUCUGCACGUGGGCAUGGUGCUGUCCACCAGCUGCUGGCACCGGGACCCGCACGCCCUGCCCUGGGCCGACUACGUGCACGCGGGCCCGCCCACUAUAUGGUACGGCAUACCCGACGAGCAAAGCGGCAACUUCCGCAAAGCCGUCGAGACAUUAUGCCCCACAUCCUGCCAAAACAAAUCCAUCUGGCUGCCUUCAGACAUCACCAUGAUACCGCCCAGUUUAUUGCGCGAGCACAAUGUCUCUCUAAGCCGCGUCGUACAGAAUCCAGGCGAAUUCAUUUUCGUAUUUCCGAAGGCGUAUUCCUGUUCGAUAUGCACGGGUUAUACUCAGUCUGAGAGCGUUUACUUCGCAACGGCUUCGUGGUUAGACAGCAUGACGCAAGUAUUUCAGGAAGUCAAAGAAUCGUGCGAGCCUACCAUGUUCUCGCUGGAACAAGUGGUAUUGGGCGUGGCUCGGGACGGGCGCGUCUCCCCGUCGGUGCUGGACGCGGCGCUGCCCGUGCUCAGGACCAUCAUAAGCAAAGAGACCGACAACAGGCACGCGCUCAAGGCGGAGGGCAUAGCCUGCACUGACGCGCAAUCGAACAAAGUCCGUCAGCCCAAGAAGCGUCCUGCGGGCGCGUGGAACGUUCGCGAACAAGACGAGUGCGAGAUAUGCCGCUCCACCCUCUACCUCUCCAAGGUGGUUGGGUUGACAGGCAAACGAUCGGCAGUUUGCCUCGAGCACGCGCUUCGACUUCUGAGCACGGGCCAUUCCGCAGCCGACGGCACUUUGGUAUCUCACGUGUCCCUGCACGAACUGCAAGACGCUUUAACCGCUGCUGAAUCCAUGCAGAUAACGCUCAACGCGGGUGGCUCCAAAGCACCACGACGAACAACACCGAAUACAGCCGCAAGCAAAAACAAAUCUGAUUAGACUGCUGUGUUCUCUAGUUUCGAAAUAUAAGGUCCGAUUCUGACAUUACUCUCUAAACCUUGAAUUAAAUUUGACAACAUUGGUAUGCAUUUUGGCAUGAUGAGGUUUUUGGUGGGAUUUCAGCGGGCGCGGUUGGCUUCUUAUUUUAAAUAUUCUUAAAUUAUUACAUAGCGGCUAUUAUGAAAUAAAAUUGGUGUGAUUUCGUGUUACAACCGUCUGCGCAACUGAAGAAUUAGUGGAAAAAUAUACGCUAUUCCGGUCAACUGAACGAGAAAAAUUUAUUGUAGUGUUGACUACCUCACAAAAGCUUAUCGAUAAACCAACUCGAUACAUUUCGUGCCAAACACACCACGUCACACCGGCAUUGUAAUGUAAUAAAAAAGAAGAUUAAUGACACUGAAGAUUUGGCUGUAUGGGCAUUGGUCCCUUUGCCUUCCCUGAAAAGGGAGAAUAUUAAAAAAAUAAAAAAUCUGGCAGGAUUCUCUAAACCUAAACAUAAAUUUGACAACAGUGCAUCGUUGUCAUUCUCUAUACAGAAUGAAAAGGAGAGACUGAUGUUAAAUUUAGUUUUAAGUUUAGAGAAUCAUGCCAGAAUCGACACAAAUGUAUCAAGUAUAGCAGGAUGUGGUUUAACGAAGACAGUUGUCAAAUUUAAUUUCAAGUUUAGAGAAACAUACUUGACUCGGGACCGUUAUAUUACAUCGUGCCUUUUCACUUUAGUAAUGGACUACAAAUUCGAUGAGGGUAUUCAGAAAUGAGUAAUGGCGCUAUAACACUUGGUCAUUAGCCCGAAUACUAGUGCCAAUGGAGUUCGGAUAAACGUCUAAGUGUAAAUGAACUGAGCGGAGUACGACCGUAUGCGGGUAGUUUUAGUUUUGGCUACUCGACAACGACACCGUUUUCCAGCGCGUAUUCCAGUGUAAAUAUUGCUUCAGGUUCGAGUAAUUUCUUCGUGCAUCCGAAUACAGGCUAACGACCAAGUGUAAUCGAGCCAUAAUGGUAAGUGGCAGUACUGAGUCAAGAGGUCCACUCGUCUGUCGAAGCUUAUCUUUAUCUUUGAACCAAAAAGCAUGCAAUGUUCAACACAUUCAAAGAAUUGGUGCCAAAAAACAAAAUUACGCAGAAACUUACUAGCGUCGUAUUUUUCUAAUAACCCUCAUUGUGUAUUUAAUAUGAUUACAAUUAUACAUAACAACGCCUACGCCAAUAAAUGACAUAAAUAUGGAAUAUAAAACUUGAUAUUUCUGCAACGCAAUCGGGACCAACAGUAUGAAGUAAGAAAUACUUCUCACCCAUCUAAUCACUGCCGUUUGCGAAAAUGACUUAACUUUCACAAUUGCAUGUCGAAUGGAUCCUCUUACUGUCGAAUUCUUUUAAUAUAAGAUACUUGGAACAAAUCUGUUUUUACGAUUACGUAUACGUUUAUUUUGAUUACAAUGAAAUAGUCCUCUUUAUUUUCCAUUUAAUUUAGUAUUAAGUACGACAAAAUAAUGUUCUGGCUAGGCACAGUCAAUUAUACUACCCACCUUUACAAAUAUUUAAGUUUUUUUUUAUAUAUAUAAUAUUAAGCCAAAUUAACAUAAGCUGAUUCUCAAAUGUGAUAUACAAAAGCUAGAUGUUUGUCUUAAGGUUUAAGAAUAUGAAGUGCAACUUUAAGUUCAGUUCUCAUAGUGUUAAGGUCUAUUGUACUUGUAUAUAUCUUAGAGUCGAAGAACAAUUAUUUUUUUGAAGUGAAACUUCUUUAUCGGCGUUGGAAAAAAAAUUACCGUCACAUUUUUUCGGUUACGCGUCACGUUUUUUGGUUACGCGUCACGUUUUUUGGUUACGCGCCAUCUUUGUUUUAAAAGAGCACUAUUUACCUCAUCCGAACAAUUGCUUCUUCUGUCAACUUUAAAAAAAAAAGGAUCGACAGCAAAUAUUCGUGUUUCACACAAGGUAAGGUAAGGUGUAGUUAUACCCCUUUAGUGGGUGAGUUUUUGAAAAAUCUUAGCGCACGCCUAUAUAUAUAUUUCUGGAAAGUUGCAUGUAGAUCAUUUUUCGAAAAAAAUAAGGCCAUAAAGAAGUUUCACUUCUUACCUGUGUACACUAGUACACGCACACAUUUUUUUUUAUUAAAUGAGUGUUUUUUUUGUAGAGUUGAUGUCACUUUAGUGGAUGCAAAUUGAUUACAACUUUGUUGCAGGAGCAAUAAGAGCUAAAUUAGGUUUACUUAUAUACAUUUCCACUAAUGGACAAUAAUUGUACAUUAUUAACUCUGUAAUGAAUAAAUUGUGUAUAUAGUUAAACUGAUUAACAGGGUGGUUAUGAAUCGGAAAUUAAUUGACUUUGUUAAGGAAAAUAAAUUGUAAGACUGUUGAAAUAGUAUCUCAUAAGGAACUCACUUUAUUAAUUAACCAAAGAGUAAUUAUGUUUAGAAAUUCGAAAGUUUUCCAAAUUAUCGUCUUGCUUGAAUGAAUUCCUUUUGUUUUUUACUGAAUAAAUAAUUUUGUGUUUUGAAAGAACUGUGAAGAGUUAUUAAAAAAAACAGUUCCCACAGGAAUCCACUGGCGAAGAGACGCGAGACGAAGACAGGCAUAACUUCAAUUUAUUCAUCUCCAUUAUCAGUGUGCAGACAUCAAUACAUCAAGUUACCAAAAAUUUCUCGGUAGAAUAUGAACCUUAUGACAAGCAGCAUAAAACUCAAAUUCCUCUAUCUUAUUGCUUCAAAAAUACUUUAUUUAAAUAAACUUUUGUCUCGCUUGUCCUAGCCUCACUCGCCUCUGGUAUUUUGCCUGUAUCUUGUGAUUCAAAUUUUAAGGCCUCAUAGUUCGAUUUCUUUGCCUUUGUUUAAUUUUUUUUUGUAAUAAAGACGUCUUAUAAAUCUUGAGUUUGUCUUAUUCACGAAACCUUUUUGAGAUA
Molecule: messenger RNA, 7248 nt
Organism: Chilo suppressalis (striped riceborer)
Lineage: Eukaryota; Metazoa; Arthropoda; Insecta; Lepidoptera; Crambidae
Source: the annotation of a GenBank genome assembly